Messenger RNA from Pleurotus ostreatus (oyster mushroom), 1434 nucleotides. RefSeq lists its product as uncharacterized. The coding region runs from base 1 to 1434 and encodes 477 amino acids. The transcript has a single exon. Lineage: Eukaryota; Fungi; Basidiomycota; Agaricomycetes; Agaricales; Pleurotaceae. The record is from RefSeq and is a predicted model, not a curated record.
AUGACCAGGAACGCACAACCUAAGCCAUAUUCUCGUCCCAGUAACACUGACUCUGCACAUCUUGACUCGCCGGUGGAAUUUCUACGUCAAAUCGCCUCUGAAUGUCAACAUCAAGGCCCUGGAAAUCCGGACUAUGCUCAGUACAAGCAGGCCGAAGCCGACUACGCGCUGGCUCUAAAACCCAAUAGGCGGGCUAAAGCCCUUAUUGACCAUGCGACUUUCGAAGAUAUCUGGGCAGUGCUUCAUGGACUCGACCGUAGGACUCCACAAUUCCGCUUUUGGGUUAGAAAGAUGUUCACGCUAGGGCCGCCGCCCGAGGACCUUCCCGGGCUUCCAUUCCAUCGCGACUCUCCCGACUUGGUGGUUCUUCACGAAGGCCUGCCGAUCGCGCUGCAGGAACAUAUAUACGACAUUCUCUGCUACUGCCACGAACUUAGCGGACACGGCGGUCGCGAUAGGACAUGCGCAAUCACGCGGUCACGCUAUUCCUGGAUCCCUAAAGACCUUAUAGCGCGGUUCAUCAAGCAUUGUCCAACUUGUGGGACAAAGAAAGGGUGCAGCAUCAAUGUGGCCUUUCCUUCUCCUGCUCUUGGUGUCGUUGAUCAGCGUGAUUAUAAUGACGAACUAUCGCAACUACAGGAAAAGUUAUCUCAUAUCGCCGAAGAGCAGGCGGAAGAGGCGUCAGACGGACCAAGUACUUCCUCAGAAGAUUCUGGUCUAUCUCGGCGCUAUUCAACUACUUCGUCGUCAUCUAAUACUUCUACAACUGCUGUCGAGUCUUUCCCCCAUCAUACUGAGCCUCCGAUGCUGUGGCUGGCCGCGACUGGAUUAGCUCCUGGAGUUCGCGACCGCUUCAUGGCCAAGUCUGAAUCGGCAUCUGACACUUCCUCCCUUCCGAUGUCGCGUUUCUCGUCCUCGACUGCUAGUUCUUCAAGCGCCUCCAGCACUCCCAUGUCUCGCGAAGUCUCUUUGUACGGCGGAUUACCAAACGGUUGGCAGUAUGUCUCCGAAUACCACGAUGCCUACAACAAGUUCGCCGAGAACAAGUUGCGGCAUCUUCCUCGGGAGGCUGAGCGAUUGGCAAGGAGGGAAAUGCAACUGCAUCCCAGGGUCCCUAGUGUUGCGCCGUUAGGAGCUGCCAUUUAUUCAGACGCGGAUGAAGAUGACUUGGUCAUUCUACCGCCCAUCGACGAGCCUCCGAAGCAACCCUCCGAAUUGCCCGGCGAAUUGCCCGAACUUCGCUCCUUGCAACCUACCUCGCCUCAAAUCGACCCAAAGCUCAUGCAACUUCAUGCACACAAUGACCCAGAUCCUCGCUUCGUUUCCUUUUACGAUAGGGCUAACAACGCUGGCCCAGCUUGGUCUGAUUCUGGAUGCUAUGUCGUUCAUGAUCCCUCCCUCGACCCUCCAGACGCGACCGUUCACGCACAUUAG